Molecule: messenger RNA, 1653 nt
Organism: Coturnix japonica (Japanese quail)
Lineage: Eukaryota; Metazoa; Chordata; Aves; Galliformes; Phasianidae
Product: 2'-5'-oligoadenylate synthase 1-like
Biological process (GO): negative regulation of viral genome replication; regulation of ribonuclease activity; defense response to virus
Cellular component (GO): nucleoplasm; membrane; cytosol
Molecular function (GO): protein binding; double-stranded RNA binding; 2'-5'-oligoadenylate synthetase activity
Source: RefSeq, a predicted model, not a curated record
UGGGCGGCGGCGGAGCGGAAUGAGCGGUAAGGGGUUGUGUGCGCAGUUGGUGAUGGAGUUGGAGACAGUGACCCAGAACCAGCUGGAGGGCUGGGUGGCCGCCAACCUGCAGCCCAGCCCGGAAUUCAGCGCGGCGGUGAGACAGACGGUGAAGCACAUCUGCGACUUCCUCAAGGAGCGCUGCUUCGAGGGCAUCAGAGUCCUCAAGACCGUCAAGGGCGGCUCGGCAGGGAAGGGCACGGCGCUGCGCAACAACUCGGAUGCCGACGUGGUGCUCUUCGUUAACUGCUUCUCCAGCUACCAGGAGCAGGAGCAGGAGCGGGCCCGCAUCCUCGCCAUCAUCGAGAAUCGGCUCUAUGAGUGUCCCCCGACAGCGUCCACAGUCACAAUCAGCACCCCGCGCUACAAGGACAGCCGGGACAGACCGCGCUCCCUCAGCCUCACCCUCUCCUCCAUCGCUUCUGGCGAGUCCAUCGACGUGGACAUCCUGCCUGCCUACGAUGCGCUGGGGCAGGUGAUUCAGGAUGCCCCCCCGGACUCCAUUGUCUACGUGAAGCUGUUGGCCACGGGCUGCGGUCCCGGUGAUUUCUCUCCCAGCUUCACAGAACUGCAGAAGAACUUUGUGAAGUGGCGCCCCGCCAAGGUGAAGGACCUGCUGCGCCUGGUCAAGUUCUGGUACAAGGAGAUGCUGAAGCCACAGUACCCCGACGCUAAGCUGCCCCCCAAGUAUGCGCUGGAGCUGCUGACCAUCUACGUCUGGGAGGAGGGCACAAAUAGGAGCGAGGAUUUCAGCAUGGCUGAGGGCUUCCGCACUGUGCUGGAGCUGCUCGGCCGGCACCAGGACAUCUGUAUUUACUGGGAGAAGUACUAUUUCCUGCGGGACGAGCGGAUUGGUGCCCACCUGAAGAAUCAGCUGCGCCAGACCCGCCCCGUCAUCCUGGAUCCUGCUGACCCCACUGGCAUCCUGGGCCAAGACAAGAGAUGGGACUUGGUGGCCACGGAGGCUGCCCGGAGAUGUAUGUCACUGCCCUGCAUCCGUGAUGCCCGCCCCUGGAAUGUGCAGCCUGCCCGACCUGUGACUGUGCAAGUGAAGAAGCUGCAGGGCAUCAGCCUGAGCAGGAGGGUCAGCCCCAGCACCACAAUCUGGGAGCUGAAGGGGGAGAUAGAGAAGGAGUGGGGCAUCCCCCGCUACCAGCAGCGCCUGGCCCUGCAGCAGAACCCCAGCAGCUACUCGAGCGUGCUGCAGGAUGGGGACAGCCUGGCCACCCAUGGCCUCUUCUAUGACACCGUGCUGCUGCUGCUGCACACGGAGCCCCAGAAGAUGGAUGUUCUAGUGAAGGACAGCAGCAACAAGACCAAUGUCUACACUGUGCGGCCCACCGACACUGUGAAGCAGCUGAAGCAGCAGAUCUAUGCCCGCCAGCACGUGCCCGUGGAGCAGCAGCGCCUCACCUAUGAGACCAGGGAGCUGGAGAACCACCACACGCUGGAGCAUUACAGCGUGCAGCCCCGCAGCACCAUCUACCUGCUGCUGCGGCUGCGGGGUGGUGCAGGACCCCUGCCCCGAUGCUUCGUGUCCUCCUGAGCUACCCUAACCCCCAGCCUGCAGCCCUGCCCCUGCCCUGCCCCCGGCAAUAAAACCUGUGGACCAUU